Closterium sp. NIES-67 is the source of this 2453-nucleotide messenger RNA. NCBI's taxonomy places the organism in Eukaryota, Viridiplantae, Streptophyta, Zygnematophyceae, Desmidiales, Closteriaceae. The record is from the annotation of a GenBank genome assembly.
CUACAUUUGGGUCUAUCUAGAACCUAGAGAUAGCCCAUCUCCAAAUCCUCGUCCCGACUGUCGCCACUAUGGCGGAGCCAGACGAUGCGCCAAAGGUUGACGGACAGCCGGCAGGAUUGACGGCAGAGACAGCUUCUAGUAAAGACAAUCCGUCGUUUUCAGGCCGUGGAUGGUUCUUCCUUGACGCGAACCAGCAGAAUCAAGGGCCUUACCCGGAGGACCAGGUUCCUGGUCUUCUGGCAUACAACUAUGUGACGCCUGACACUCUCUUCUGGACAGAGGGCUGUGCGGAGUGGCUUCCUUUGAAGAGUAUCCCUGAAUUCGCUGCUGCUUGCGCCACCGCUAUUCCUGCUGCUGGUACUGCUGCUGCUGAUGCGGCUGGUGCUGUUGCUUCUGGGGCUGGUGGCACAGGAGGCACCACAGUGGCAGCAGCACCAGUGUCGGCAGCAGCUGGGAAUGGAGCAGCUUCAAAUGCAGCAGCAGGCUCAGAAGGAAGCGGCGGAGAGAAGAGAGCUGGUAGGACAUGGCAAUGGGGUGCUCCUGCGGGCGAUGGGGGGAACGGGAAGGGGAAGGGGAAGGGGAAGGGGAAAGGGGACGGGGGAGAAGGGGGCGUGGGGGGUGCGGGAGGAGGAGGAGGAGGAGGAGGGGGAGAGGAGGAUGAGGAGAUGAGGAAGUUUCUGGAGGAGGUGAGACGAGCAGAGGCGGAGGCAACAGCUGCGAAACGAGCAGCGAGAAAGAGAGGGCGACUGGUGGCGGAGUUAGCUCAUGGUGCUGAGGCGGAGGUAGGGGAAGAGGAGGAGGAGGAGGAUGAGGAGGAGGGAGAGGAGGGAGAAGAAGUGGGGAAGGAUGAGCCGGGGAGUGGGGAUGGGGAUGUGGAAAUGACCACAGCAGUAGAAACAGACGGGCAGCAAAAGGCGCACGUGCAGCAAGGGCAGGAGCAGGGGGAGCAGAAGGGGGUGCAAAGGCAGGGGCAGGCGGAGGAGGGAGAUCCGGCAGAGGGGGAGCAGUUCGAGGAUGAUGAUGGCACGGUGUACCGAUGGAGUGCACGCAUGCGAGUGUGGGUACCGGUGGGAGAGCAACUGCCUGGAGCAGCAGCAGCACCACCACCACCACCAGGGAGUGGAGCAGCAGGGUUGCCUGGUGCGGCAGACUAUGACCCAGAGCAGAUGGUGUUUGUAGAGGACGAGGAGGUGAUCCCCUCUCUCGAUGCCGCCAUUGCUGCUGCCGUCGCUGAGAGGGAACGGGCGGAGGCGAGUGAGGAGGAGGAGGCAAGGGGGGGAGAUGCGGAGCGCGGCGGAAAGCGGUGGGGGAAGGGCGGGGAGAAGGAGAAGGGGAAAGGGAAGGGGUGGAAGAAGGGGGAUAAGCGAGGGGGGAAUGGGAAGGGGGAGGAAGGAGGAGUGGAGGAUACUGACAAGAAGCAUUGGGGAGAGAUGGAAGGGGAUAGGAAGGGGAAGGGGAAGGGGAAAGAGGGGGCAGAGAAGGCACCAGGGCAGGAGGAGGAGCGUGUGGAGACGCGCAAGGAGCUCCAGAAGAAGCCGACCAAUAACGAGCCGAAUGAGUGGUUUGAGCUGAAGGUCAACACAAGUGUGUACGUCACCGGACUGCCUCAUGACACCAAUGAGGACGAGGUGGGGGAAGUCUUUUCCAAGUGUGGGCUCAUCAAAGAGGACUUGGACACAGGCAAGCCCCGGGUGAAGCUGUAUCGGGACAAGCCGACCGGCGAGCUCAAGGGCGAUGGGCUCAUCACAUUCCUCAAGCCGCCCUCAGUGGAUUUGGCUCUCAAGAUUCUGGACGGCACUCCGCUGAGACUGGGCGACAAACAGCCCAUGACUGUGACCCUGGCGAAGUUUGAGCAGAAAGGCAACGUGUUUGUGAAGAAGGCAAGUGACAAGAACAAGAAGAAGAAGCUCAAGAAGCUCGAGGCCAAGGUGCUGGGAUGGGGCGGCUCUGAUACAGCCAAGCAUACUCUCCCAAUGACAGUGGUUUUAUUCCACAUGCUCACUCGCGACGAGGUGGUCAACGACCCCUCGCUGCCAGACGAGCUUGAGGCGGAGGUGCGGGAGGAGUGCGCCAAGAUGGGGGUGGUGGAGCGAGUGAAGGUGUACCCCAAUCACCCGGACGGCGUGGUGACAGUGAGGUUCAAAGACAAGGCAGCUGCUUUCAAGUGCAUUGAGGUCAUGAAUGGGCGAUGGUUUGGUGGUCGACAAAUAUCAGCAAUAGAAGACAAGGGCCUGGUCAAUUGGGGGCUUGUGCGCGACGAGGAGGAAGAAGCAAGGAGAUUGGAGCAGUUUGGGGAGGAGUUGGAGGCUGAUGAUAAAUGAUGCAUGCCGACAAUAGGUUGAUGUGUAGAUAGGGAAUGUAGUCACGGGAGCAGAAAUAGGAGUGUGAAAUUUCUUUACCCACAUAAGGAAAGGCUGCCGUCGCGCCGCAGUGCAUGAUAUAUGUUAGUGCAG